Messenger RNA from Rasamsonia emersonii CBS 393.64, 831 nucleotides. RefSeq names its product hydrolase or acyltransferase of alpha/beta superfamily. The transcript is spliced from 2 exons. The record is from RefSeq and is a predicted model, not a curated record. NCBI's taxonomy places the organism in Eukaryota, Fungi, Ascomycota, Eurotiomycetes, Eurotiales, Trichocomaceae. Bases 1 to 831 code for a protein of 276 amino acids. Gene Ontology annotation, molecular function: hydrolase activity.
AUGGGCAUCAAAAUCCUCGACCACAAAGGCCACCCCGUCGAGCAUCGACGCCGGCGUCUGUCAACGGGUAUCCCCAAAACAAGCUACCACUGGCGCAAAGUCAUCCCGUUCCUAACGCCCUCCUUCACCGUCGUCGUCCCCGACAUGCGCGGCAUCGGCGACAGCGACCACCCCGCUAACGGCUACGAUAUGGCUACUGUGGCCGACGACCUGGCCGAGCUGAUGACGACCUUGGGCCACGAGACGUUCCACGCGUGCGGCGAGGACUGGGGCGGUGCGGCGCUGUACCAGCUGGCGGUGCGGCAUCCCUCGCGCGUGAAAAGCCUCAUCUUCCAGGAGAUGAUGCUCCCCGGGUUCGGGCUUGAGGACUGGGCGAAGUUCGAUCCCAACCGUCCGGGCCCGCAUCUCUGGCAGGUUGGCUUCUAUGCUGUGCCGGACGUCCCCGAGCUGCUGCUGCGCGGCCGCGAGCCCGAGUACUUCAGCUGGUUUAUCAAGAACGAAGCCGCGGAUCCGGCCAGUAUCGACGACGACGCUGUCGACGAGUAUGUGCGGACAUACUCGCAACCGGGCGCCCUUCGCAGCAUGUGCAGCUUUUUCCGCGCGAGGGCGACCAUCCAGCAGAACCACGAGGCGGCAGCGCGGACGAAGCUGACGGUGCCCGUGCUGGCGAUCGGAGCCGAGAGCUUCAUCGGCAGGGAGGUCAAGCGGCAGAUGGAGCGCGUGGCGCAGAAUGUGCAGUAUGCAGAGUUUGACUAUGGCCAUCAGCUGGCGGAGGAGUGUCCGGAGAUGCUUAGCCAGCGGUAUCUGUCGUUUCUCAAUCAGAUUAAAUAA